CUCUGGGUUGAUUUUGCUGUACAAAAAUUCAAAAUAAACAGUGGAAAAAGAAGAUCGCUAAUUUUAGUGUUAUAAAUAUUACAUUUAAUGACGAUAUAAAGGUAGGAAUUUGUUUGUUUUAUCUUGAAGCAUUUUAUAUCUGAUAUAUUUACAGUUUUACUAGUUGCAGUUGAAAACAUUGUCUUUUGUCACGUGACACUGGACAUCAUGUUUGUGAAGAGCAUUUGACAGGUUUCAUUCUGAUCAGCCAAUCAUGUUGAACUCAUCUCACGCUCAUCGAAACCUUCAACUCUAUGUUCAAAUGCUUUUGACCAACAUAUCGAUAUGCCAUUGGCCUGUUUAUAUAGAUGUGACUGGGAGACAAACAUCAAGCAAUAAUGUCUGAAAACCUGCAAACAGGCAGUAGUGAGGCUCUAUCUAUUGAGAAACUUCCAGUCCAUAUCUCGGCAGACAAAGAUAGGAAGCGGUUUUCUGGAGCUCGUGGAAAGGGCAUUCAGACAAGUAAGUGUACAGCCGUUUAUAAAACUAGAAUUCUUGUUUGUCAUAUGCACUGCUGUAGCUCUUGUUCACGCCCCCAGGGUUUGAAAACUAAUAUCUUGGCUAUUUUUAGGGGCGAGAAUUGCGAAUCAAAUACCUGAUGAAAUAUUAAACAAUGUUGAGUUGAACCAUAUGAUUAGUCAGGUUGGUCAAACAAUAAAUUAUUUCUCAAAUACCUUAGUUGGGAUGUAGGUGAUGCUCACCCCCCCCUGCUCCUUGUAACCUUAAGCACCCCCUCCACCUGAAAAUUCUGCACCCUCCCUCCCCCUGAGAAUUGCUCACCCUCCAUCAAGGGGUCAUUGGGUUUUUUUGGCAUUGCUGUAAUUACACUUGUGCGGUAUAUCGCCAUUUUAAUUCACUCCUAAAUGUCACUUUGUUUUGUGGUUUUUGACAAUUUGUAUCACUGUGUUGUGUUGCAGGAUAGCCCCUAAUGUCCCUCCUGCACACAUAUCUCUGGCAGAAUGUGCAGAAAUCUGCACACAUACCUCUGGCAGACAAGCUUGGAUAAACACAUCACUUGGAUCACCACACAAUCUACAGUGCUGCAUGUGAAAAUGACAAUAUACAAUCUUUAUUAAUUUGAACAUUAUUGUUCUGCCAUGUUUUAGCUUCCCUAUAACUACAAUUUUGAAAUUCAUAAAACAAUAUGGAGACUAAAGAAGGUCAAUGCCAAACAAGGUACUUAUCUAAUGAGAUCUAUGUUCACCAGUUAACUAAUGAGUUAAUUAAUGAUUAAUUAGCACCAAUUAACUAAUGAGUUAAUUAGUGACCAAUUAAUGCUAAUUAAUAGUCAUUAAAUGAUGGCAUCAAUCAGGAUUAAUUAAUGGUGAAUUGUCUGAUUGAUGCCAUUAAUUAAUGACCAUUAAUUAGCAUCAAUUAGUGCUAAUUAAUCAUUAAUUAACUUUGUUAAUUAUCUCUAAUUAGUUGUGAUUUAUAACUCAUUAAUUGUUACCAAGUGAAUCAAUCAGGCUCCCAAGCCAGGAAGUAUUCAUAACAUAAUUAUCAAAAGGGUGUAUUGAUUGUUAUCUAUAAUUAGUCUAUAAUUAGUUCAUUAAUUGAUUUAAUGACCUUUCUUUCAGUUGCCCUUCAGUUUCCAGAAGGAUUGCUUAUAUUUGCCUGCAUCAUUGCUGACAUCCUUGAAAAGUAAUAGAAACUUUUAGGCCCGUUUUAUACGUCGAAUUCCGGUCGCGUCGAAUGCAAAUCAAACAACAGAUAAUGAAGCUUAAUGAGUUUAUCAUCUCAUCAUCUAUUGCCUUAAUUGUAUUCGACGCGACCAAAAUUCGACGUACAAAACAGGCCUUAGUUUUCAGAGUGUUAGCUCUCCUGUUAAAGGCCGUUUUCCACCAGGCGGAAUUUUGCGCGAGGAGCGGAAUUUCUCUUUGUCUUUUCUAAUUAGUUCCACCCGAGAAAUUACAAGACAAAGAAAAAUUCCGCUCCGCGCGGAAAGUUCGGUCUACUAGUGGAAAACGGCCUUUAGUGUUGUAUUGUGUUUGUCCAGACAAAUCAUCUCCAGACUAAAUUAGGUGAAUCUUGUGUUUAGGUUUUCUGAAGUUGAGACGGUCAUUAUGGGUGAUGUGACGUACGGUGCUUGUUGUGUGGACGACUUUACAGCAAGAGCAUUAGGCUGUGAUUUCAUGAUUCAUUAUGGUCAUAGCUGUUUAA
Molecule: messenger RNA, 2199 nt
Organism: Paramuricea clavata
Lineage: Eukaryota; Metazoa; Cnidaria; Anthozoa; Malacalcyonacea; Plexauridae
Source: the annotation of a GenBank genome assembly